Messenger RNA from Cottoperca gobio, 1260 nucleotides. RefSeq names its product T cell leukemia translocation altered (gene tcta). The transcript has 3 exons. The coding region runs from base 469 to 774 and encodes 101 amino acids. Lineage: Eukaryota; Metazoa; Chordata; Actinopteri; Perciformes; Bovichtidae. The record is from RefSeq and is a predicted model, not a curated record. Gene Ontology annotation, biological process: osteoclast fusion.
UAGUAAACAUGAGAUAAUUGCCGCUUUCUAUAAUAAAAGUAUAAAAUAUGGAUGGGGAUUGACAUUUCAACGAAGACAUUUUAAUAUGUAACGUUAACUAGCCAGGAUCUAAUUAGGCACAAACAGUGGUCUCAGCGUGCUGGUAUUGGCAUCCAGUUUCCAAUAGUGGGAUGUAUUGUAGUCACAUAUUUAAGUAUAGCAAUAAUUAAUUGUGUAGUUUAGCAAAUGGUAAAGCUAACAUCAUUUCUUUUAAAGAUGUUGUUGUCGUUGUGAGCUAGCGGGGCUACGCUACGUAACCUACGUCCUGUACGAUUCUUCAAUCAUCGCCACUGACAAACAACGUAACGGUAGAGAUGGCGACCAGGAUGUCAAUCGCUAACGUUACCCAGGCAAAGCGAUUUUUUUAAAACUACCCAUCGGAUGAAGAGUUCGCCCUGUUGAUUUCACAUAAACUGAAAACAGGACACUAUGGAGGAACCGUGGGAUUUUGAGUUUUUGUCCCGCAUCGCCGACAGCUGCUUGUCGUUCCUAUCCGAAUUUGUUGACGAUUGGCUCGCCAACGAUAUGAGAGUCUCCAUAUUCAAAAUCUUACUCAGCUGGUUAAUUUUUAGUCUUAUUGCAAUUCACUUUGCAUGGAAAAUUUACGGGAAUACAGUCAACGAUAUGUAUUAUCGACAAGGGACUGGACAGAACGGAGGCACACCUGAUACAGCACCUCACCUGAGUGGAUGGGAAGGCAAGGAAGGAGACGCACUGAAGACUCAUCGAGAUUAACAAGGCAAUGGUGUUGGACUUUAUCCAAGUGAGAGCUGGACUCCUAUGAUGAGACAUUGAAUGCACCCUCAAAUUGUGGUGACAUCCCGUGCAUUCAAGAUGCAUGCACCCUCUGGCAAUUGCCCUGAGAAACAUCUGCUGUACAUACCAACAGUGUCACACUGAUCUCCACUAUAUCAACUACAUAGUGCUGUGAGAUAUAUAUUUUGGCUUGUCAACAUUGGUCAUUUAGCAGAACCUUACUCUGAGUAAAUACUUAAAUUGAUCUGUUUGAUUUAUUGGUCAACUUUCAUUCAAGAGGUUUCACUACAAAUGUAUUGAUGAGUUUGUGUGUAAACUAAGGGUGCUUUAAGAACACUGUGAUGAUGGCAGACAUUAAUUUUUUCAAGAACAAUAGACAGUAUUGUUUCUCAUAAUCUGUAAGGAGUGAUUGUGUGCGCUUAAUGGGAGAUACAGAAUGCCUGAUUAGAGUAUUUACCAUCCUUU